Messenger RNA from Corythoichthys intestinalis (scribbled pipefish), 1384 nucleotides. RefSeq names its product serine-rich and transmembrane domain-containing protein 1. NCBI's taxonomy places the organism in Eukaryota, Metazoa, Chordata, Actinopteri, Syngnathiformes, Syngnathidae. The transcript has 2 exons. The record is from RefSeq and is a predicted model, not a curated record. Gene Ontology annotation, cellular component: intracellular membrane-bounded organelle. Bases 92 to 373 code for a protein of 93 amino acids.
GUGGAGAAGAGCAAGAGAGCACAGCAGAGCAAUCGGUCUGAGGAAGAGGCGACACAGAGAUGGAUUGAAGUCCCAUCUUCAAUCAGCAGAGAUGUCCGGGGCGGACAGAAAUGGAACCUUCCCGCGCCUUUCACAGACAUCCGUCUCCGACUCGUCAUCGGACGGCGUCCACGUGUACGUGUGGCUGUUCCUGGGCCUGCUGAUGCUCCUGCUCAGCCUGCUCUUCGUCGCCCUCCACAGGUUGAAAAACAUCAUCUCGUCCUGGUCACCCCGCUCCUCAUCCUGCGGCGAACCCCGCAGCGCCUUCACCAACGUGGAGAUCUGCAGCGUGUCAUCCUCGCGGAGGUCCACUAUCUCCUCACAGGGGGCCUGACGCUCGCACGCGCACGGACAGAUAGACACACGCGGGUGUGCUGCGAGGCUCGUGCAAAGGCUUCUUGGAAAUGGUGUAACUCACACUUUAUAGGGCACUCAUUUAACAUAUAUGCGCUGAAUGAGUGGUUUGUUUUUUCAUUAAAAACAUGUUUUGAGCUACUAUUAUUGUGCUAAAUAAUUUUCAUCAUCAUUUAGAUCAGGGUUUCUACAGGUAUCAGCCAGGGCCGGCCCAGGCCAUUUUGGGGCCCUAAGCAAAAUAAUGCAAAGGGGCCCAUAUUUUUGGCCCACCAUUUCGUCACAGUGUACUGUGAAACCCAUACAUGCAAUCCAACCCAUACGUCCAUAUUUUGUAUAUUAAUCAGAUUUUGUUCCACUGCAUACUUCAAACUUCUCACCCCAAAUUAUUGUCAGUACUUACAGUAGAUAGCGCCAAACCUUUUUCUAAAAGAGGAAAGAAAGAAGAUAAGGAAGAACUUGUAUUUUUUUAAGCUUGUAAUCAAGUAUCAAAAGUCAAAUAAAGCAAACUGCAGCAAACAAAAAAGAAUAUAAAUUAAGCAAUUGCCAGAUUGGGGGCCCCCUAGUGGUCAGGGGCCCUAAGCAGCUGCAUAAUCUGCGUAUAGGCUGGGCCGGCCCUGGUAUCAGCAAAUCUCAUUUAAUGCUUUUUAAUGCCACUUUAUACUCAUUUAAUGCCCAUUCCCCAUUCAGAUAGUUUCACACACACAAAUUGUAGAGUUGUCCGAUAAUGACUUUUUAACCGAUAUCCUGAUACAGUCGUACCUCAACAUAUGAUCGCUUCGACACACAAUCCUUUCGACAUCCGACGUAAAAUUUGACUCGCCAUUUGUUUCUACAUCCGAUGACAUGCUCUAAAUACGACAAUUUAUGACACUGCGCAGUUACUUUGUUUUUCCGCAAGACUGACGCACAGCAGAUUUUCUUGUGAGAGAAAUCAACAUACUGUAGAUGGAUAUGACCCAAAAAUAUGAGCAUAGUGGGCGCAUCCGUGAAC